Messenger RNA from Nematolebias whitei (Rio pearlfish), 1519 nucleotides. It is a transcript of the gene slc25a42, whose product is annotated as solute carrier family 25 member 42. The record is from RefSeq and is a predicted model, not a curated record. Lineage: Eukaryota; Metazoa; Chordata; Actinopteri; Cyprinodontiformes; Rivulidae. Gene Ontology annotation, cellular component: mitochondrial inner membrane. The coding region runs from base 143 to 1132 and encodes 329 amino acids. Gene Ontology annotation, biological process: transmembrane transport. The transcript is spliced from 8 exons.
AGAAACAUCUAAACUCGAGACAGCACGAAGAGAAGUCAUUCAUAGCAAGUCUUCGAGCUGGUGUCAGGUUUUUAAAGCCUCCAGGCCCUCGCCCUGCGGGUUGAAUUCAUGAGCGUGCUCGGUGUGUAGUCCGUCCGUGGGGAUGGGAAGUGGAGUCCGGGAGCAACGAGCACCGCUGACGCAGGGAGAGGUGCUGCCGUUGGCGCCCUCCAGCCAGUCGGUGGAGAAAUAUGAGGGCAUGAAGCGCACUCGAUCCGUCCUCAACUCACUUUUCUCGGGGGCUUUAGCUGGAGCUGUGGCCAAGACGGCUGUCGCUCCGUUGGACAGAACUAAAAUCAUUUUCCAAGUUUCCUCAACAAGAUUUUCUGCCAAGGAAGCGUACAGGUUGAUUUACCGCACCUACCUGAAGGAUGGUUUCUUCAGUUUGUGGAGGGGGAACUCUGCCACCAUGGUGCGAGUCAUCCCGUACGCUGCCAUCCAGUUCUGUGCACAUGAGCAGUACAAGAGGCUGCUGGGAGGAUAUUAUGGCUUUCAGGGGAAAGCUCUGCCUCCAGUUCCAAGGUUGCUGGCUGGGUCCAUGGCGGGAACCACAGCGGCCAUGCUGACCUAUCCUCUGGACAUGGUGCGGGCUAGGAUGGCCGUAACGCCAAAAGAAAUGUACAGUAACAUUCUGCAUGUUUUUGUGCGGAUCUCUCGAGAAGAAGGCUUGAAGACGAUGUAUCGAGGUUUCACCCCCACUAUACUGGGCGUCAUCCCGUACGCUGGCCUCAGCUUUUUUACUUAUGAAACACUAAAGAAGAUGCAUGCAGAGCACAGCGGCCGCCCUCAGCCCUACACCUUCGAACGUCUGGCCUUUGGAGCCUGUGCGGGUCUCAUUGGCCAGUCGGCAUCUUACCCGCUGGAUGUGGUGAGACGGCGCAUGCAGACCGCAGGAGUGACGGGUCACACGUACGGCACCAUCCUGGGCACCAUGAGGGAGAUCGUGUCAGAAGAGGGGGUCGUCCGCGGACUCUACAAAGGUCUCAGUAUGAACUGGGUCAAAGGACCGAUAGCAGUGGGGAUCAGCUUCACCACCUUUGACCUCACGCAGAUCCUCCUGAGGAAGCUGCAUCAGAUGGGUUAUAUCCGAUAGAUCUGACGGUGAGGGCGGAGUGAUGUGCUCCGUAUAAGCUCUCAGAAGGAAGAUUUAAACAAACGCACAGCGACUCGGGAUGUGUUGCUAGUAUUAACGUCAAGUGCAAUAUGAUCAAUUACUUUUGAGUGUGCGCACAUGAAUUAUAACGCUUCUCCCCUGGUGAGCUAAACCCGUAAGAAGUUUAAAUGUACACACACACACACACACACACACACACACACACACACACGGUCGUGUGUACAACAAACUCUUUGUUUCCAGAGAUGAAACCAAAGGUUAAAAUCUGAGUUUGGUGAAGAUUUUAAGAGGUUUAUGGACAAACUUGGUCCUGGUUUCUCCCCACAGACGCCGACUUUAACAAAGUUUUCCUCCAAGUUUAAUGAA